Molecule: messenger RNA, 553 nt
Organism: Leptopilina heterotoma
Lineage: Eukaryota; Metazoa; Arthropoda; Insecta; Hymenoptera; Figitidae
Exons: 3
Coding region: 129-449 (106 amino acids)
Source: RefSeq, a predicted model, not a curated record
UUUCUAAACGAUUUUACCAACAUUACGCGGACGAAAUUCAACGAACUUAAAUAUAUCUUUGUGUAGUUAUUUCGUUUCAUUUAAAAAAAAGUUUUCAAUUUUCACACAAUAAAAAAAAAAAAUUCAAUAUGAAAUUUUUUAUUUCUAUUAUUUUAUUGAUUAUAUCUGUGUUAAGCAGUAAUUGCCAAUCAACAAAUAAUAAUAAUCAUUUGAGACAUGCCAGCUAUUACAUGAGUAGAAUGGACGCCGAAGAGCACUGUAUUUAUCCAUUAAUUAAAACGAAAAAAAGCUUUAUUUUUAGAACUAUAAAGAGAAUUAUAGUUUAUGCUUGUAAAGGGAAACUGAAAUAUUAUAAAAAAAAAGAUAAAGCAAAGAGAGAAUGUGUUUCUAAAUUUUAUGAUAAUAGUUAUUACUAUUGCACACAUGAGUUAAAUGCAUUUUACUAUUAGAUCUUUCUCUCUCAGAAGAAACUCUAAAUAACUGUAAUUAAUAAAAUAUUACUGUUAAUUGUAUACAAUGAUAUUUUUGAAUAAAUUAUCGAAAUAAAAUUGGA